Musa acuminata AAA Group (dessert banana) is the source of this 1051-nucleotide messenger RNA. RefSeq names its product ethylene-responsive transcription factor 4-like. Gene Ontology annotation, biological process: regulation of DNA-templated transcription. The record is from RefSeq and is a predicted model, not a curated record. The transcript has a single exon. Lineage: Eukaryota; Viridiplantae; Streptophyta; Magnoliopsida; Zingiberales; Musaceae. Gene Ontology annotation, molecular function: DNA-binding transcription factor activity; DNA binding. Bases 1 to 909 code for a protein of 302 amino acids.
AUGCGGACAGAUGGUGGGCAAAGGCCGCCGGCGCCCAAGUGUCCUCCAUUUCGCCGCUCCACCGUCCAAAGGGAAAUUGCGAUCGAUCGAUAUAUAAACCCCCCUCCCCCACCCUUUAACCCACCCUCGCUUCUCGGAUUAGAGUCGUCAUCUAGCUGGGCAAAGGAAAUAAAAAAGAGUGCAAAUAACACGGUGACAGAUCUUUCUUUACCCAUGGCGUCCACCGAGAAGUCGGCCACCGCCGGCAGAGUAGGAGGAAGAGGGGGGAAGGAGACGCACUUCCGGGGGGUUAGGAAGCGGCCAUGGGGGAGGUACGCGGCGGAGAUACGGGACCCGGGGAAGAAGAGCCGGGUCUGGCUCGGGACCUUCGACACCGCCGAGGAGGCGGCUCGGGCGUACGACGACGCUGCCCGCCAGUUCCGCGGCUCCAAGGCCAAGACCAACUUCCCCCGCCCUGAUUCCUACCCGUACCCCGGCAGCCCCAGGAGCCAGAGCAUCACGGUGGGGUCCUACGGCAGGGAAGCCACCGAACCGCCGCUCAAGAUCCCGCUCCCGCCCCCGCUCGACCUCAAUAUUCAUCACCGUGGCGGCGUCGGCGGCUGCAAGCGGUUUCCCUUCCACCCAUACCCGACCGUCACCGCCACCACAGUGCCGGCGGGAUACCCGCGCCUCCUCUUCGACAUGACGGUCAGAUCGGAAAAAGCGGCUGCGAUCAGUCGCCACCACCUCCUCACUCUGUGUCCGCCCACGAUCCUCGCCGAUCCGCGGGCCGCGAUGGCCUGCAGCGUUGAUAGCGACUCGGACUCCUCCAUCGUGGAUGUCCACCCUAGCCACCGCUCUCCGGCUUCGCACAAGAUGCUCCCCUUCGAUCUCGACCUCAACCUUCCCCCUUCACCCGAGAUCGCGUGAUCCCACCUCCUACCCCGCUACCUUAUCACAUCGACCAUCCCUGUCCGAGCACUUUCUUUCUCAUCUCUCCUUUCCAUCCCAUCCCUUUUACCAGGGCAAGUAAAAUGGUAACACCACCAACGGUGAGAGAAAGAGAAAAUUA